Molecule: messenger RNA, 1612 nt
Organism: Lolium rigidum
Lineage: Eukaryota; Viridiplantae; Streptophyta; Magnoliopsida; Poales; Poaceae
Product: F-box protein At1g47340-like
Exons: 4
Coding region: 283-1467 (394 amino acids)
Molecular function (GO): protein binding
Source: RefSeq, a predicted model, not a curated record
CUUCUCCGGCGCGGCCGCUCCUUCCUGCAUCGCCGACCUCCCUGUCGCCCACGCCCUAUUCCGCACCUCACCUCGUGCUUGCCGCCUCACGGACGAAAAGAAUCAACCAUCACAAGAUGCGCGCUGGAUCUCACCGCGGACCAUUUUUCCGUCCUGGUUUCUCCUCACCCUAGCUGGUCAUGGUAUUCACCUCGGGUAUGGACUAUGGGGUCAGUGGUUACCAAUUUAUCAAAUGGUGAUCUCAGUUUGAGUCAUAUUAUUAUAUAAGUUCAUCUGAUAGAUAUGCUCGAAGGUGAUCUAGAACCCUGGCAGGAGAUGGCCAACACCGUGCUACCUGACGAUCUGGUGGUGGAGAUCCUAUCUCGGCUGCCGCUGAAGUCCUUUUGCCGCUUCAAAUGUGUCUGCAAAUCUUGGCUUGCCUUCUCAUCUGAUCCACACUACCGCCAGAAGCUACCAAGAAAUCCUAUCGGUCUCUUGUACCAGAAACGUGAGCAUGGCACUUCCAUCCAUCUUGCCGGGCUUCCCUCAAGGGAUAGGGAUAUUGACACAACACUUGGCUUUGUGCCAUGUCGUGAGUACCCCUUAGAGCUUAAGGAUUGCAGCAAUGGACUAAUGCUUUGUUACCAUGGUGGUAUUAUGUACUCUGAAGGAAUCUCCGACCCCAUUGUGUGCAAUCCAGCAACUCAAGAGUGGAUGGAAAUUCCAUAUGCUGAACCUGGAUCAGCCGCCAAUGAGAUCGAUCUCAAGUUGUGUUUUGAUCCUUUAUGGUCUCAACACUUCUAUGUCUUCAAAUUUGAGUCGAGCCCGAGCCCUGACCCAGACCAUGGAACCUCCACUGAAGUUAAGGUAUUUUUCUCCGAGGAUUCCACAUGGUCUACUUGUCUUUGGGAAACUGAAGAUGCAUUUUGGGGCGAUUCACUUUUUGUAAACGGGGUGUUGUAUGUGGGGCACUUAUGGGGGCAUUGCCUUCUGGCGCUCGAUGCACCUGACACACUCACACAGUUGCUCAGUGAUAGGACCAUUCAGCUACCAGGAUUUCCAUAUGCACCAGAUCAGAAGUUUUACUGCUGUGAUGGGUGUCUUUGCCAGUCAUCUGGGGUCUUAUGCUAUGCACAACAAGAAUUGGAUGGUUGUAUGUUGCGAAUCUGGAGUUUGGAAGGUGCUGACAGGUGGGUGGUGAAGCAUCGUCUAAGUGUGAAUGAUGUAUUUGGGAGGGACAUGCUGCUCCGUACUAAUAGUCGAGGAUUGUGGUAUUUCGAUUAUGAGAUCCUGGAUUUUGACCUGGAGAGAGAGCUGGUUAUCCUUGCUGACCUAGCUACUGAUAAGGUGCUCUCAGUUAGCAUUAGCACCGGAGAAGGCUCAGAGAUUCUAAAGAUUCCAAGUUUCUUUGAGCUGUAUCGAAGUCUAUUCUAUGUGCCAUACUAUUGCAAGUUUCCAGCUUCAGUGCUUCAAGGGGCUCAAGACUAAUGUUAGCUUAAAUAUUUAUCCUAAUGAAUCAUGUAAUUCUCUAUGCAUUAGCUGUAGCCAACAUCUAUUACCUAUGUACUGGAUUGGUGCAUCAGCUGUAGCAAACAUCUCUGUGUGUUAUGUAUGCUCAUCUUGUUGAUACUUA